This is a messenger RNA of Aphidius gifuensis, 2510 nucleotides long. It is a transcript of the gene ZnT49B, whose product is annotated as zinc transporter 9. Gene Ontology annotation, biological process: zinc ion transport; transmembrane transport. NCBI's taxonomy places the organism in Eukaryota, Metazoa, Arthropoda, Insecta, Hymenoptera, Braconidae. Gene Ontology annotation, molecular function: monoatomic cation transmembrane transporter activity. Gene Ontology annotation, cellular component: membrane. Bases 375 to 2198 code for a protein of 607 amino acids. The transcript is spliced from 9 exons. The record is from RefSeq and is a predicted model, not a curated record.
UGGCAUACAGUGUACAUACACAGUGGUAUGUACACACACAGCUGAACACAGCGUAAAUACACAGCUUUACAAUUUACAUACCAAGAACAAGUACAACUAACAACCAGGAAGACCUCACCAGUCACCACCUCAGACUGUUGUAUUUAGAUUUUAGCUGGCACAAGCUGGCAUAUAAUCAACAUUGUAGUUUGUUAUUGUUCAAACCAAAGUUUUUAAAAAUAAAUAAUUACCAAUUUUACAAAAAAAAAAUACACAUCUUGUUUAUUAAGAUAUAUUUUUUUUGAUAAAUAAAUAAAUCAUUGUAUACCACUGAUGGUUUAUCAUCAUUAUCAUCAACAAUCAUAUUGCAUUUAUUAACACCAAGAAUUGUGAAAAUGCUUCAUCGUUCAUACAGUCUGUUCCCAAGAAUAUCUGGUAAACUAAAUUGUCAUUAUGUAGAUCAAGUGUAUAUGCUACAAAUAUCACUGGUUCGAAGACAUGCUAGUCUUUGUAUAACACCAAAAUCAAGCAAUAGUUUUUACAAAUUACAUUCAAUAAAAAAUGUAAGAUAUAAAUAUUUGACAACAAAUUGUACAUGUAUUGGAACAAAAAGAUUAUCAUCAGAUGAUUGUAAAAAUAAAAAUAAUACAAAUGAUACACAAAGUAAUUUACAACAAAAAAAUAUUGAACUUGAAAAUGAUAAAUUAGGUAAACUUAAACAGCGAAUUUUAAAUUUUGAAACAAUUGGAUCAAAUGAAUCAGAAAAAACUGUUGAUAAAAAAUUGGAUACUGUAGAGAAUAAAAAAUAUGAUAGUACAGAUGAGGUUAUUGAAAAAAUACCAAUUGUUAAAAAAGUUAAAAGAUUACGUGUUGAUCAUUCAGCUGCAUCACUUGAAAGAAAUUUUAUAACACCAGUACGUGCAAUGUCAGAUUUCAUGUUAAAACCAGCAGAUAUUGAGUCUCUUCCAAAGACAAAACGGCGAUCACCAUAUGAGGAUAAGCCACCAAUAACUGUCUUCUGGAGAAAAGACGUAGAAGCCAAAGCACUCGAGGUUUGGGGCUCACGAGAAGCACUACUUAAAGAGCUACUGAGAAAAGAAUUGGAACAUAAAACUUAUCAACAAAAUGUAUUUACUGUAAAAAGAAGACUUCGUGAUUGGCGACGAGAAAUGGGAAAUACUGAAAGUGUCAAUCAAAAUGAAGGUUUAUUUGGAAGAUCUGGAAAAGUUGUGUUGACAGCAAUUGUAAUUAAUGCAAGUAAUUUUUUAUUGAAACUUGUUGCUUGGUUUCUGACUGGAUCUCACAGUAUGUUUUCAGAGUGUGUACACUCUGCUGCUGAUACAUUUAAUCAAAUGAUAUUGGCAUAUGGAAUACACAAAUCAGUACAGAAUCCAAAUCCUGAUCAUCCAUAUGGUUAUACCAACAUGAAAUAUGUAUCAUCAUUAAUAUCAGGAGUAGGAAUAUUUUGUGUUGGUACUGGAUUAUCAUGUUAUCAUGGUAUACAUGGUAUAUUGUAUCCAGGUCCAGUUGAAUCAUUUUACUGGGCAUAUUUAAUUCUUGGUUGGUCAUUUGUAUCUGAGGGUGUGACACUUAUUGUUGCUUAUAAUUCAAUAAGAAAAGCUGCUGAAGAAAAGGGAACAUCCUUUAAAGAUUAUCUAUUUUCUGGCCAAGAUCCAUCUGUAAAUGUUGUUUUUAUGGAAGAUUUAGCUGCUGUUACUGGAGUAACAGUUGCAGCUUCAUGUAUGGGCUUAACAUCAUAUCUUGGUAAUCCCUUAUUUGAUGCAGCUGGAUCAUUACUAGUCGGUGGACUUCUUGGAGCUGUUGCAUCACUUAUUAUUUACACAAAUGUUGCAGCACUUACUGGACGUAGUAUUCCACAAAAAAAUUUGGAUAAAAUAAAUGCUGAACUUGAGUCUGAUAUUAUGGUUCGUGCAAUUUAUGAUGUUAAAGGUAUUGAUAUGGGAAAUAGUCUUGUUAGAUAUAAAGCUGAAAUUGAUUUUGAUGGACGUGAACUAACAAGAGCUUAUUUAGAUAAACAUGAUUUAAAUUCAAUGCUUGAAGAAGUCAAGAAAAUGAAAAAUAUUGAUGAACUUGAACCAUUUCUAUUGAAACAUGGUGAAAAUAUUGUUGACAUGAUGGGAGGUGAAAUUGAUAGAAUUGAAUUAAAACUAAAGAAAAAUCAUCCAGAAAUACGUCACUGUGAUUUAGAAGUCCUAUAAAAAAUUACUUUGUAAAUAUUUAAAUAUAAUAAUAAUAUUUAAAUAUAUAUAACUUUUGUAAAUAUUUAAAUAUAAUAAUAAUAAUAAUAAUAUUUAAAAUAAUUUAUGUUAUGAAUUUUUAUAUAUAAAAAAAAAAAAAAAAAAAAAAGAAAAGCACAGUUUUAAUUCAAAAAUGUUUCAUGAUACAUAACUAAAUUACUAUCUCAAAGAAUUAAAAAUUAAUAAUGUUUCAAUAUGAUUAUUUUUGAUGAUUAUUAAACAAGGUCCACAAAAAUUAAUUAAAAAUAAAAAAAAAAUGUUUGUCAACAAAAA